This is a messenger RNA of Rhizopus microsporus ATCC 52813, 644 nucleotides long. RefSeq lists its product as uncharacterized. The transcript has a single exon. The record is from RefSeq and is a predicted model, not a curated record. The coding region runs from base 170 to 499 and encodes 109 amino acids. Lineage: Eukaryota; Fungi; Mucoromycota; Mucoromycetes; Mucorales; Rhizopodaceae.
UACUGCCUUUUUAUCCAUCGCUUGGUUCAUUGGUAUGAUCUCAAUGACUGUAGAUGCCUCUGACUGCUCACUUGAUGAGAAACUUGAAAAAGAAGAUUCAGAUUAUAAGGACGUUUGGUUAAAUCAGGUAAAUUAAAAAAGAUAAAAAAAAGUACACAAUUAUUAAAAGAUGAUAAAGUGCCGAUGUGCCAAAGCAGCAGCAGGAUUCAGUUGGAUCAUGUUCUUUGCCUGGCUUGCCACUACAGCCAUCAGUGCUAUCUUAUUAUGGCACGAAAAGCGGCUAAAGCAUGAACGAGCUUAUCGCGCAGAACCUGAUGAUGAUGCAUCCAUCCAGGACGAAAAAAAGGAUACUUAUUCACUACCGUCACCUUUACCAGAACCUCCUCGUGUGAUCACAUCGUCCUAUGUACCGCCUCAGAUGGCUUCACCUCCUUAUACCUAUACAAAUUAUCCUUUUCAGGCCAUAUCGUCUCCACCUUAUACCCACCAGCAGCAUUAGUAUGAAUUAUAACAAUAAACAGAUUUCUUUUUUCGUAUAGAGACACUAAUGUCUAUGGCGAAAUGAUUAUUUGUUAGCGAACUCGAUCCUGUUUAGUCAUGACUUAUCUUGUUCAUAUUUAGAGAAAAUGUUUAUCUCGAGAGCC